AUGUUACCUUCAAUUUCUGUUACACCUAAUUCUGUCAUGGUUUUCGACACAAAUCUCAGAGAAAACUAUCCCUCACAAUCACAAUCAAUGCAUUUGCAAGAAAACUACCUGAAACCAAGGCAGAAAGAUGAGCUAAAUCCAUUUAGUGCUCACUCCUGUCAUGGUAAUUUCUUACAAGAUUUUCAGCAUAUUGAGCAGUUUCAUCAUAUGCAUGGAUCAUCAUCCUCCAAUCAAGUUUUUGGGGACCAAACUCAAAACUUUGAUCUAUUUGGUAAUGCAGAAUGUGCAAAUACAGAUUUUGAUGUUUAUGAUGGAAAGUCUUUUGCUGAGAAUAAUAGCGGUAGUGAGCAUGCUCAUAACCUUAUUGACAAUUUUCAAUAUGAUGGUUAUAGUUUGAAUAUCCCUAGAAGAAAUCAACUUGAUCUUAUGGUUGAAAACCAUAGUUAUUUUUCCUUCAAUAAUCCUUCAGAAACCAAGUCAUUGAGUUAUGUUGUACCUGAGGAUGAAGUUUCAAGCAUAGCCCCGACAAAUUAUUACCAAAGAGCUGGAUUGAAUAUAAACAACAGCUUGUUAUCUCCUACGACAAGAAGAGCAUUUAAAGCGAAGAAGAAAACAAUCAUAGUGAAGGGGCAAUGGACAGUGGAAGAAGAUAGAUUGUUGAGUCAAAUGGUGGAACAAUAUGGAAUAAGGAAGUGGUCUCAUAUUGCUCUGAAGUUGCCUGGAAGAAUAGGGAAACAAUGCAGAGAAAGAUGGCAUAACCAUUUAAGACCAGACAUAAAGAAAGACGUAUGGACAGAUGAAGAGGAUAAGAUAUUGAUCCAAGCUCAUACAGAGAUAGGAAAUAAGUGGGCGGAGAUUGCGAAAAGAUUGCCAGGAAGAACUGAGAAUGCAAUAAAAAACCAUUGGAAUGCAACAAAGAGAAGGCAAUAUUCCAAAAGAACAUGUCGUUCGAAGUAUCCAAGAGGGACUCUUUUGCAAGAAUAUAUCAAGAGUCUGAAUUUGGAUCAAAACCCUCCAAGAGACUUUCGAAAAAGAUCUUCUGCUAAAGCCAAGAAAAAGAUUACUUGUAGCACAAGCAAAGCCGCAACACAGAUUCCUCAGCCACAUAUUGCAAAUCAAUUUUUUCCUAAUGACCGCUCGGUGCCAAACUAUGAGUUCAAUGAUUUUUCUUUGGAUGAUAAUUUGUUUGAAGAAGGGUGUGGUAUUGAUUCUCUGCUAGAUGAUAUGUCAAGUGUUCCUACUAUGGAUGAAAAAGAAUGUGAUAAGGAAGGCAUGCAAGUUGUUAAUCUUGAUGAGCAUCAAUUGGAGAAAGAGGUUGAAGUUAAGAAGGAGUUGGAUUUGGUGGAGAUGAUCUCUCAGGCUAAUCAAAAUAUUAAUUGAUGUGUAAAUCCUUGUCCUUGGAUUGG
Messenger RNA from Medicago truncatula (barrel medic), 1406 nucleotides. Its product is annotated as transcription factor MYB98. The coding region runs from base 1 to 1380 and encodes 459 amino acids. Gene Ontology annotation, molecular function: DNA-binding transcription factor activity, RNA polymerase II-specific; RNA polymerase II cis-regulatory region sequence-specific DNA binding. Gene Ontology annotation, biological process: regulation of DNA-templated transcription. The transcript is spliced from 3 exons. Gene Ontology annotation, cellular component: nucleus. Lineage: Eukaryota; Viridiplantae; Streptophyta; Magnoliopsida; Fabales; Fabaceae. The record is from RefSeq and is a predicted model, not a curated record.